UUGGCUGUGUACUGGGCUGUGCAGAACUAGGGGUAGGAUCUGAGUGUGUUUAUAUAGCCCAGGCAAACCCGCUCUCUGGCCCAUUCCCUCUAAGCCAGAGAAUACAACCCUACCAGGACCGCUGGCAAGGGAUUGUUUAGCAUCUAACAAGAGAGAGAGAGAAAGAGAGAGCGAGACAGAGAGAGAAAACAGAGAGCGAUAGAGAGUCAGAAAGAGAACAUACACAUAUAGAGGAAGCCAGAGAGAUAGAGUGGUCAACAGAGACACAUAGGAGGAAAGAUAGAGAUUGAAAGAAAGAGAAAGAGGUCGAGAGAGAGACAGAGAGAGAGAAAGAAAGAGUCGAAGAAAUAGGUCUGAGAUAUUAAACACACAAUCCCAUUUACCUCUCUCUCAACAUACUCACACACAUUGUGAGACAGAGAGAAAGCAGACAAAACUCACCACACAAAGUCUCUGACAGAUAGAUAGACCUCAACACAGACAGACACUCUCUGAGACAGACGGACGGCAAGCAGCAUGUUUCUGUGGCGGCUCCCCCAGGCAGCGUGUCUGGUGUUGGUGUGUGUGUCGCUGACUCUUGGGUACGAAGACGAUAUAGAGGUGAACUAUGGUGACAGCUACUACAACGAGAUCACAGAGGGAGAGCCACUGGAGCCCACAGCUACCCCAGCCCCGGGACCCUGUAAGGCUACAGACAUGACUAAAUGGGACAAGCUCUUCUCCAUGCUGGAGAACUCUCAGAUGAGGGAGAACAUGCUUCUGCAGUUCUCCGAUGACAUCAUCAAGGUGGAAUUGGGGUCGCUGCGUGGAGAGAUGCUAAGGUUCGUGGCUCAGUACGGAGGGGCCUGUGGCGUUGCGGUGGAGACCGCUGGGCGGAGGAUGUCCAUGCAGAUGGAGGCUCGCCUCAGGGAGAGCAUGGAGCAUCUCAGACAGGAUCGAAGCACUGAUGCUGUGAAUUCAGCUGGGAAUAGCCAUCAGGAAAAGCUGUUACAGCAGCUUCUAACUGAAGUGAGGACACAGGCUAUCCAACUUAUCAAGCUGGAAAACAUCUGCCUGAGUAAUCCAGAGGCUAAGGGGGAAAACUUGCAGCAGGAAGUGGCAUCAGCAGAGAUGCUGGUUGCCGUGGUGACAGAGCUGGCGAAGACGAGGGCAGUGCUAGAGCUCGCGCUCAAGUCGGCACAGCAACGACACCUGCCUGCAGGCUGUGAGACCGCUCUUCUCUUCCCUAUGCGUUCCCGUCGUAUCUUCUCCUCGGUGACACCAGACCUCCCUCUCUCCCUCUCUUCCUUCACCGUGUGCCUGUGGGCCAAGCCCGUCUCCGUCUCCAACAGAACCGUGCUGUUUUCCUACGGAACCAAACGGAACCCCUAUGAGAUACAGCUCCUUCUUAGCGGAACAAGGGCUCUCUUCACCGUGGGAGGAGAGGCUCACCUGGUGGAGGCACGGGGAGUGGUGAAAGGAGGAGGAGUUUGGACCCACCUAUGUGGGGCUUGGAGCUCUGAGCAGGGCAUAGCGUCACUAUGGGCCGAUGGACACAGAGUGGCAUUCACACCCGGGGUGGCCGAGGGCCACAUGUUACCGGAUGGAGGCUCACUCCAGCUGGGGCAGGAGAAGAACGACGGUGGGGUCUCUGGAGGGUCAGGUGGCAGUGGGAGUCAGAUGCCUGGGUUUGAGGGAGGCUUCGAUGCCAAGUUGGCAUUCGCUGGGAAGAUGACAGGGGUGAACAUGUGGGACCGUGUGCUGACGGAGGAGGAGAUAUCCCAGCUGGCUUUGCAAGACGGCGAGGGGUGUGAGCAGAGGGGGAAUGUAGUUGGGUGGGGCUUGACGGAGAUUGUGCCUCACGGGGGUGCUCAGUUCAUCAACUAACUCUGAUGACGUUUUCAUCAUCAUCAUCAUCGUUUAAAUCAACUCUAUCAACUUCAUCAUCAUAAUCCUCAUCAUCUUCAUCCUAAUCAUCAUCAUUUAAAUUAACUAUCAUUAUCAUCGUUUAAAUCAAUUCUACAUCUUCAUCAUCAUCAUAAUCAUCAUCAUUUAAAUGAACUAUCAUUUUCAUCAUCAUAAUCAUCAUCAUUUAAAUGAACCAUCGUUUUCAUCAUGUAAAUGAACUUUCAUCAUUUAAAUUAACUAUCAUCAUCUUCGUCAUCACCAUUAUAAACUAACUCUGCUGCCCUAAGACCUGCAGUGCAGAACAGCCCGACCGGCUGAGACUGCAACAACAAUGUGAACAUGAACAACAACACCAGCUCUCUUUAAUGGCUAAAGAGACUGGAGAAGAAUGUGCCCUGUUAGAGGAGUGUUUCCCAUUUAGAGAAGCAGUGGUAACACACACACAAACACACACACACACACACACACACACACACACACACACACACACACACACACACACGGUGAGAAGCAUUAGUAUACAUAGUCUAAGGAGUAGAAGUGGAACAAACAUAAUUUACCACAGAUAUAAAGAGAAAAAUGAAAAGGAAAGAACAGAGGUGAGAGAGACAAAAAGAUGCUUUGGGUCAACUGUCACAAAACCAGUCUGCAAGUGUCAUCACUAGAUGGCCAUGCUAGAGAGGACCAAAUUGGCUAUAUCAUCAGCAGUGCAAGUACGUUAGCUGUUUGUUAUUAAUGGAGUGUUAGGGUUAAGGGGUAAGGUAAAUGAGAAAGGGUUGAGGUUUGGGUUAGUUGUUAAAGUGGAAUUUCUGGCUAAAAAAAACACGUUACCUUUGUCCUCUCUAGCAUGGCUACGUAGUGACAACUAUCUGCAAGCUGCCAUAGGAGGUUUUAAUCAUUCUAUUACCUUAUAAUCUUAUGCUUCCGGCAAAAGUAAAUUUUUUUCCAAGCGUUGUUUCCAACUUUGUAUUUAUCAAAGUGUUUACAUUCAGAUGUGAAAAACAUAAUAUUUUUGUUGUUUUAUGUUUUGCUUAGUUUUCCAUACACCCAGAGGUCUUUCCAUACACCCAGAGGUCUUUCCAUACACCCAGAGGUGUUUCUAUACACCCAGAGGUAUUUCCAUACACCCAGAGGUCUUUCCAUACACCCAGAGGUCUUUCCAUACACCCAGAGGGGUUUCUAUACUCCCAGAGGUCUUUCCAUACACCCAGAGGGGUUUCUAUACACCCAGAGGACUUUCCAUACACCACCCAGAGGUCUUUCCAUACACCCAGAGGUCUUUCCAUACACCCAGAGGUCUUUCCAUACACCCAGAGGUGUUUCCAUACACCCAGAGGUAUUUCCAUACACCCAGAGGUAUUUCCAUACACCCAGAGGUCUUUCCAUACACCCAGAGGUCUUUCCAUACACCCAGAGGGGUUUCUAUACACCCAGAGGUCUUUCCAUACACCCAGAGGGGUUUCUAUACACCCAGAGGACUUUCCAUACACCACCCAGAGGUCUUUCCAUACACCCAGAGGUCUUUCCAUACACACAGAGGUCUUUCCAUACACCCAGAGGUCUUUCCAUACACCCAGAGGGGUUUCUAUACACCCAGAGGUCUUUCCAUACAACCAGAGGUCAUUCCAUACACCCAGACGGGUUUCUUCUCCUUGAAAUGGGUGCCAAUGGAUGAUGCAAUAAGAUUACUUAGUCCCUGUUUGUUUCGCAUCUCAUUUGAGACAGAAACACUUGAUUUGAAAAGCGGAACUGUGGACAAUUUUUACAGAAUCUGUUACAACGAUCUCUGCUCUUUCUUAACGUAGUAGUCCAAUGUGUAUCAUAUUGUAAAUUGUUUUGUGUUUUUGUCAAGAAGUAAAAAUGAAUGUAUUUUGUAUAUAAAUAUUUUUUGGCAUACAGUAUGACUAAAAAUGGAGAAGAAACGAGAAACAAGAAUAAAAUGACAUGUUAACAUUAA
Messenger RNA from Oncorhynchus tshawytscha (Chinook salmon), 3844 nucleotides. RefSeq names its product pentraxin 3, long a (gene ptx3a). The transcript has 4 exons. The record is from RefSeq and is a predicted model, not a curated record. Gene Ontology annotation, molecular function: complement component C1q complex binding. Gene Ontology annotation, biological process: innate immune response. NCBI's taxonomy places the organism in Eukaryota, Metazoa, Chordata, Actinopteri, Salmoniformes, Salmonidae. The coding region runs from base 517 to 1866 and encodes 449 amino acids.